This is a messenger RNA of Anarrhichthys ocellatus (wolf-eel), 1637 nucleotides long. RefSeq names its product Fas associated factor family member 2 (gene faf2). Gene Ontology annotation, cellular component: endoplasmic reticulum. The transcript is spliced from 9 exons. The coding region runs from base 31 to 1101 and encodes 356 amino acids. NCBI's taxonomy places the organism in Eukaryota, Metazoa, Chordata, Actinopteri, Perciformes, Anarhichadidae. Gene Ontology annotation, biological process: ERAD pathway. Gene Ontology annotation, molecular function: ubiquitin binding. The record is from RefSeq and is a predicted model, not a curated record.
UACGCCUUGCUAGAUGAUUGGCGAGGUAAGAUGGCGGCGCCAGAGGAGCCAGAAUUAUCUCAGGCGCAGACAGAAAAACUCCUUCAAUUUCAGGACCUAACUGGUUUGGAAUCAAUGGACCAAUGUCGUCGAACAUUAGAACAGCAUAAUUGGAACAUAGAGGCUGCAGUACAGGACAGACUUAAUGAGCAGGAAGGAGUGCCCAGCGUGUUUAACCCUCCACCAUCCAGACCAUUACAGGUUAAUACAGCAGACCAUAGAGUAUAUAGUUACAUCGUCUCAAGGCCACAACCCAGGGGAUUAAUAGGAUGGAGUUACUACUUGAUAAUGCUACCUUUCAGAUUUACAUAUUACACACUUCUGGACAUAUUCAGGUUCGCCCUGCGUUUCGUCAGGCCAGAUCCUCGUGGCCGUGUGACAGACCCAGUCGGAGAUGUUGUGUCCUUCAUUCAUAGUUUUGAGGAGAAGUACGGUCAGUCACACCCUGUAUUUUACCAGGGAACAUACAGCCAGGCAUUGAAUGAUGCCAAACGGGAGCUCCGCUACUUAUUAGUGUACCUUCAUGGCGAGGAUCAUCAAGACACCGACGAGUUUUGCCGCUCCACGUUAUGUACAGAAGAGGUCGUAACCUUCCUCAACACACAAAUGCUCUUCUGGGCGUGCUCAACCAGCAAGCCUGAGGGCUACAGAGUGUCCCAGGCAUUGCGAGAGAACACCUAUCCAUUCCUGGCCAUGAUCAUGCUGAAGGACCGCAAGAUGACCGUGGUGGGCAGGCUCGAGGGCGUCAUUCAGCCGGAGGACUUCAUCAAUCAGCUCACCUUCAUCAUGGAUGCCAACCAAACUCACCUGAUGUCGGAGCGCAUGGAACGGGAGGAGAGGAGCCAGACCCAGGUGCUCAGGCAGCAGCAGGACGAGGCCUAUCUCGCCUCCCUCCUUGCAGACCAGGAGAAGGACCGAAAGAAGAGGGAGGAGGAGGAGCAGGUCAGGCAAGAGGAGGAGAAGGUCCGACAGAGUGCUCUUGAUGAGGAGCAAAGACGACAAGUGAGUUUUACCUUGACUAACAACGAGGGCCAGUGUGUAGCAUUUAGGGGGAUCUAUUAGUAGAAAUGGAGUAUAAUAUUGGUACGUAUGCUUUCUUCAGUGGAAAUAAGAAUCGUGUUGUCGUUACCUUAGAAUGAGCGGCUUACAUUUACAUACGGAGCGGGUCGUCUUCACGGAGUCCAUCAUGCUCCACCGCAAUGUGCCUACAGUAGCCAGACCAGACGAACCCAACACUGGCUCUACAUAAGGCCAUCGUAGUUCUCUUGCACGCUUGGCACAUGAGAAGUUUCAGUUGGUUGAAAUUGGGACUAAACCAUUUGACUACAUUUUAGAGAUACACCAAUUUCAAUUUUAGGGUUCCGAUUUCUGAUUGAUUUAUGUUAAAGCCGGACCUGCCGAAUCAGAUUUUCUUUCUAGGAGCUAUAUUUGAGAGCAAGGCUCCAGAAUAAAUUAUUUUUACCACCGCCCCAGAAAAAAUAUUCAAAAAAUUAUAAAUAUUAUCCCUUUACUCUGUUAUUGUGAUCAUUAGUGGCUAUUUGAAUGAAACGAACAAUUCAAAUGAUUAGGAAAUAAAUUAUUGUAUUUUUAUUGAAAUA